CCCGCUUAGUCAGGAGGUGGAUUUUCCAUGAUAUCUGCAUCUCUACUUCUGACCAAAUAAGUGGUAGCAUGUGGUAGCAUUUACUCAUCUGGCCUUGUUAGCAUUGGAAUUGGUGCUAUGCCCCAGACACUGGAAAUUGGCUCUGACGAUAUAGAACCUGUUGGAUCCCAGAUUCCCAUACAAGUUCCUUCAUCUCACAUUUCAAUUGGUGAUGGUCCACAAACUCCGAAAACGACAUCAUUCCUUCAGUCUCUCAUGCUUUACCCAGCUACUGAUGGAACCUUCCAGAACCAGGAAAUGCUGCACAUCCUACUAAUGCAGCUCAGUCUUCCGAGCAUCCUGGGACAAAAGCCACUUAUAAGCUUUGGUGAUGCAUUAGAUAUGUACCAUACCAUCUCAGAGAAGGAGUUGAGGAGGAGCUAACUUCUAAAGGGGUUAUUAGUGUAGACUUCAUUUUUCUCAUGGGUUGAUCUGCAAACUUAGUUGUUGCUUACUAACUUCUGGAGUCCUAGGUUUCCCAUGCUUCAAAUAAGUGAUAACAGUGUUCUUUGUUGUCCGAUUUCUUGAGCUAAGGAGAGAGAACAAUUCCGGUUUUGAAAAAUUAAUUGAAAAAGUCAUAGGGCCGAUCGACUGAAUGAGAGCUUUAUGAGUUGCAAUCUUGUUGAUAUUGGUGCAUAAAAAUGAUUUAGGCAAUAGGAAUAAAAGCCUCAUAUCCAAAUUAUCACAUGCAUGACCCUGCAUAAACCCCUAGUGAGCCAGUUUGAGCCCAAAAGCCUAAUUUCUUUGUUGAAAAUUUUGAUGUCACUAUAUCAGCUUACCUAUUAUAUCCAUUUGUUGGCCUAUAUUUUCUUCCCUAGUCACCAAAAUUAAAGUACUAGCACAUCCUUGGGAGGGUAUUAUGGUGGCAACAUAAAGAUGGAAGUUUUGGACCAUUCAUUAGGUGGUAUUCAUUUGUACUGAGAUACUAAGUGAGUGAAAAGCUGUCACUUCAAACGAAAAUAGAAUAAAAAGGCAGCCUUUCAUGUGUAAAAAAAGCCAAGGCUAUGAAAAAAA
Molecule: messenger RNA, 1053 nt
Organism: Salvia splendens (bonfire salvia)
Lineage: Eukaryota; Viridiplantae; Streptophyta; Magnoliopsida; Lamiales; Lamiaceae
Exons: 4
Coding region: 118-423 (101 amino acids)
Source: RefSeq, a predicted model, not a curated record